Messenger RNA from Colletotrichum costaricense, 441 nucleotides. RefSeq lists its product as uncharacterized. The record is from RefSeq and is a predicted model, not a curated record. NCBI's taxonomy places the organism in Eukaryota, Fungi, Ascomycota, Sordariomycetes, Glomerellales, Glomerellaceae. The transcript has 3 exons. The coding region runs from base 1 to 441 and encodes 146 amino acids.
AUGCAGUUCUUCAAGAUCUUCAUUUGCAAUGUCUUGUGCCUCUCCCUGGCACUAGCGGGCGUCAUUGUCGACGGUAGUACCCGGAGUAUCACCAGUGAUACCGAGGACCAGGAACUCAAGAGAACCGUCCCUGAGCCAGCCAUUACCAUCACAGACAGCGACGAAAUGCUGAUGCUCAACUCAAUGAACGCUGGAAGGGCUACUUUCGAAAGAUUGCUUGUCGAAACCGAAGAAAGGCAAGAUGGCAUCUCAAACUCGCGACGUGAUGUUGAAUCACGAACGACGGACGUCGAGAUCCGUGAACUUGCCCUCAAUCUCACCGAAAGGGCAGAUCUUGUAGCCAUAAGUGACUCAUUUGCCUGCUGCGUCACCUGCGUGUGGGCGUGUAAAGUCGCCAUCGAGAGCAUGCGCCUUACCCAAGCAAAACAGUUCCACAAGUGA